Colletotrichum fioriniae is the source of this 948-nucleotide messenger RNA. Lineage: Eukaryota; Fungi; Ascomycota; Sordariomycetes; Glomerellales; Glomerellaceae. The record is from RefSeq and is a predicted model, not a curated record.
AUGCGGCCCUCUGCUCCCCUCCCGCUGCUGCUAUCCGUCUCUACAGCAGCAAACGCGAUCCCCCUCAUCGAUCGUCUCCUCCAUCUUCGUGGCACAAAGCCAACAAAGACCUACUCGGUUGUCAACGUUGAGGGAAGUCCCAGCGCCGACCCGCCAGUCGUCACCAUUACAAGAUCGCCUAUUCAGACAACGGUCACGGAGAGAGUCACCGAUACCGUCACCCAGAUCUCGUCUGCAGUACAGACAACAUCUACAUCCCUCAUCAUCGUAAACGUCGAUGGCACCACGGACAGCGGCCCGGCAACCGUCACUGUCUACCCAAGCGUGAAGCAUACCCCUGAAUCAACACCUUUGACUAUUACGCCCACGGCGACACCAACAACACCACCAGUUGCCCCUCCGCCAAGUUCUGCUGAGCCAGCUCCCUCCUCAGCUGCACCGUCAACUCAAGUUUCCGAGUCUGCCCAGCCAGCUCCUCCGUCAACAGCCACGCCUGACAUCCCAUCGACCAUUGUUGGUCCUUCAUCAAUCCCGACACCAUCCUCGAGCGCCCCUGUCGUGGUGCCUCCUCCAUCAAGCGAGACGUUGGCGUCGCCUAGCCCGUCUUCGCCAGUGCCUCCAUCGCCAUCGACAUCUGCCAUCGAGCUGCCGCCCUCUACGGAAACCCCAGUGGCACCAUCAUCAGCACUUGUCGGCUCCUCCACCGCCAUUGUUGUGCCGCCUCCUUCGACUGAAACUCAGUGCGUCUCCGUCGCCGUCGUCGUCGCCGUCCGCCAGUGUCUCUACGGGAGCAGUCGAGCCUCCUCCGUCAACAUGGACCUCUGUUGCUGCGCCCCCAGCAUCAUCCUCAGCAGCCGCAGUUUCCAGCUCUUCCGAGGCCAUUGUGGUGCCCCCGCAAUCAUCAGCAACAUGGGCUGCUCCAAGCGAGCCGGUAUCAACACCGGUUGA